This is a messenger RNA of Peronospora matthiolae, 2286 nucleotides long. Lineage: Eukaryota; Oomycota; Peronosporomycetes; Peronosporales; Peronosporaceae. The record is from the annotation of a GenBank genome assembly.
AUGAACGAGCAACCGAUGCUGCGCGGCAUCUUUGCGUUCGAGGACGAGGAGACUCCCGAGUGGCGUCGCGUCGUCAUGUCCGAGACCUCCAGUGGCGUGCCCAAGUUCGCGACCAAGACCGAGUGCGAGGCCUUUAUCCGUCGCCACUGCUGGCGGGGCUCGAACCCGGACUUCCCCAAGCUCCAGCACGUCUUCUCACUGCUCGUGGACUGGAAGCAGAUAACCGACAUCCUCCUCCCCAAGAUCAAAGAGUACGACCUCAAGUACCCCGUGGGGUCCACGCCCCCUCUCAGUGCGGACAACCGCUUUGCACAGGGCGAAGGCCUUCCCAUCGCCGAGGGCGUCGACUAUCGCGUGAACAUGCCCUUCCACCAGCAAACGAACCGCGAGUCGACGGUCAAUACGCUGCACUAUCUGUUCUUCCACAUGCGGUGCGGCAUUUUGGUGAUGAUCCGUCGGCGGCGGUUGGUGAUUUUUGCGCCCUUUGCAAACAAAGACUACGUCAACAACUGGGGACAGCACGUGACGGUCGACAGCUCGGACGGCACCUUGUCUGCGUACUAUCGCGAGAAACGGCAUUUCUACCGGCGGGAGAAUAUUAUCCCAGACGUCAACAAGUGGUGGGCAAAUGGCAACAUCAUUUGCAACGAGCACUGCCGGUAUCGCAAUAAAGAAGAUGAGACGCAGUACUGGGGCGAUCAGUUUCUCACUCAACUGCGCGACAUGCUGGAGGAUGCAUGCAAGCACCGGAAUAUCGCAGACUGUGAGUUCUUUAUCAACAAGCGCGACUACCCGCAUUUGAAGGAAAACCUGACCGAACCCUACGGAUUCCUGUUUGACAAGAAUGACCGAAAUCCAGAUGAGGACAUCCCCCUUACUGAGCACCUCUACGCCACGUAUGCUCCAAUCAUGAGCUUUUAUGUAUCCAAGCGCUUCGCAGACAUUCCAUUUCCAUGUUCAGAGGACUGGGAAGCAGCUACGGGACUGGUAUUUCCGCAGUCAUUCCGACAUACUCAUUGUGAUCAGUGCCCGUGUCGCAACCCAGUGCAUUGCGAAAAUGACUGGGAGUGUUUUUGCAAGGCAGGUGCGAACGGCCGGAAAAGACACGGUAUUGAGGGUGCGCGCGACCUGUUCACGGCCAACAACUUCCAAAAGUUUUACAAGCCAUGGCACGACAAGGUAAACACAGCAUUUUUUCGUGGUAGUGCAACGGGUGGUGGCACCACUAUCGAAACCAAUCAGCGCCUUCACUUGGCACACCUCUCCAAUACGUGGAAGAAAGAUCCAACGAUGAAUGGUGAAGCCGAAAGAGAUGCUGGAGGAGGGGACGACGCCAACGAAGAAUUAGUACCGCUACUGAAUGCGGAAGUAACGACGUGGAACCUCCGCGAUAAGAAGAUAGCUGGCAAGCCGAUAACGUUCUUGCGCCACGAGGACUUAAUUUUCGAGGGAGGGCGUCAGCAUUUCAUCCCUAUCUAUGAGCAGUCCAAGUUUAAGUACAUUUUGUACGUUGAAGGCCAUUGCGCUGCAAACCGUUACGCCUUCUUGAUGCGCCUGGGUAGCGUGAUUCUGAAGGUCGAGUCACGCUGCGUUGCCGACGAGAUGUGGUACUACCCGGUUCUCAAACCGUUCGAAGACCACGUGCCCGUCCGAGCGGAUCUGUCGGACUUGGCCGAGAAGAUUCGAUGGUGCCGCGAAAAUGACAUAAAGUGUGAACAGAUUGCGGCUCGUGCGAAUGAGCUCUAUGAAAAGUUUAUUUCGAAAGAAGCUAUUCACGACUACGUGGAGGUGAUCUGCAAUCGGGUCGCUCAGCGCUUCCAGGCGGCACCAAUAUGGUACAAUCGUCCAGAGGGAGUUGAAUCGAUGAAAAAGCCUGACUUUGGCCGCUGCCGCGGUAUGUGCGUUGGCGGCGCAAGUGCGCGCUAUUGUAAGCGCUGUAUUGAGAUGAAAGAAGACGAUGACGAAGCUCGUGCAAAGUGGAAGCGCGAGCGCGAAAAUACACGCAGUGACGAGUUUGCGGACCAACGUCGUGGAAGGCAUCGCCGCAACGAGCACGGCCGUGAUCGUGGUCGUAGUCGCAGUCGUAGUCGCAGUCGUGAUCGCUACAACCGCAGUGGCAGUCGGGGAAAUGACUACAGUCACAACCGCGGCUACGGUGUCCGUUCAGACAACGACAGGAACCGCCGUGAUGACAACGAUAGUAGCCCGAAGCAGCAGCGUGUACAACAAUGCCGGAAAUGCCGUCGUGCGAAGUCCGCCUGUCAGUGCAGUUUUCGUGGUCGUUAG